CCCCUCCCCCUGCUCUCGUUCCAGCUGCGAGAUUUCCUGCUCGUCUACAACAAGAUGACUGAGCUCUGCUUCCUGCGCUGCAUCUCCAACCUGAACUACCGGGCACUCACCAGGGAGGAGGAGGCCUGUCUAGAUGGCUGCGCUGGGAAGCUUGUCCACUCCAACCACCGCCUGAUGGGUGCCUACGUGCAGCUCAUGCCCUCCAUUGUGCAGCGCCGCAUCUCAGACUACGAGGCUUCUGCAGCUCAGGUGGCCCCGGGCUCUAGUCCAGAGGAGGUCCUUGGUGCUGCCCCUGCGGCCCUGCCCGCAGCAGUUGGCACGGGAGCCCACCCUAACCAGCAGGUGGCUGCCAGUGCAGAGAGCACCCCAGACCCUGUCAGCUAGUGCCCCACUGCCUCCUGGCGUUUCCUCGUCCCCCAUGGCUGCGCCCUGGACUUGGGCCUGGGUGUGGGACAGCCUCCCCCUGGGCUGGGCCUCCUCCUACCGCUGGAUCCAGCCAGAUGGACACUUCCGCCCUCUUCACGCGGGACUGGGCCGAUUAGUGCCAGCAUCACUGCCCUAGAUGCCACUGCCAGCUGCAGCCCGGGCCUCCGGGCAGCGCAACCACGCGAGUUCCAGCCGUGUUUGGGCCAAGCCAGCCUGCCUCUCGGCCUCUGAGCAGCUGCUUGAGUCCAUUGCGACCAGGCCGUCUGGAGCAGCCUGAGGGUGCCCUGCUGAGGGCUUGUUAGUCACAGCAGCUGCUCUGUGCUAGGCUCUUGUGCCCCAGGGCAGGGUUUUCUCUCUGUCCUGGAAGGCUAUUUCCUAUUAGCAGUAAAUCAGUGUCCUCUUGA
Messenger RNA from Gopherus flavomarginatus (Mexican gopher tortoise), 830 nucleotides. It is a transcript of the gene TIMM10B, whose product is annotated as translocase of inner mitochondrial membrane 10B. The record is from RefSeq and is a predicted model, not a curated record. The transcript is spliced from 2 exons. Gene Ontology annotation, cellular component: mitochondrial intermembrane space chaperone complex. Lineage: Eukaryota; Metazoa; Chordata; Testudines; Testudinidae. The annotation marks the transcript as partial.